UAUUCAUGCUUUUAAUACUAGUACAAAAUCUGUUUGUGACAAUGGAAGUACAAAGAGACAAGCCAUUUUGAAAAUAUUAAAAAGGAAAGUGACUUAAGCAAAAACCUUGGGGGUUUUGCCAAGCAGCUGUGCAGCUGUUACCAAUGGGAAAGGAAAACGGUGGUCAGAAAGAACUUCAGUUGAAUUUGUCAGUUACAAACACACAUUUCAGAGGCAUCCUUGUUCCCUGAAAUGAUGCUGUGGGCUUUCCAAAUGAAUUUGGCCUGGAGGCCAUUUGGGCAUCUCUUGAUCAUUGCAGUUCUCCAGCUUCUGACAUGUCACCACUCCUUAGGUCUAUUUUCAACUCUGACACCACCACUCUACCUGGAAAUAAAUGGUGAAAGAAAGAUCCUGAUUUUAUGUUUGGUGAAUGACUUCUCAGAGGACUCACUGGGAAUCACGUGGUUUUCCAAUGGAAACGGGAGCUUGUUGGAUGCUUAUACUUAUGACAUUUUCAAGGAAGAAGAUGGCUCUUUCAGCACAAUCUCACAAAUUUCCAUACCCAGCAAAGAAUUUGAAUCAUGGAAUAUUGUCAUUUGCUCGGUUGCACAAAAUCAAAACUCAAGAAUAUGGAACACUACCUCUCUACAAAUCUCUGGUAUUUAUCAAAGGGGGAGAGAAAUAUUUAAGUGUAAAAAAAGACAUACAACAGAAAGGCUGCCUUGUAGCAUUCGGAAACUUCAACUAGUGGAAAUGUGGCUGCAAGAAAUAUUUCAUGUGAAAACAUCAGGACCAAAAAUGUCUGAAUAUCUGCUGCAAAUAUUGCUAUAUAAUACUGUUUUUGUUUGCUUUUUUAUAGUAGUGGAGGAACAGAUGUUGUCCAUUGAAAUUCUGCAUAAUCGUACACAAGAAUUACAUCUUCUGGCCAUCAGAACUUUGCUAUUCAAGUUCCUAAUGUUUAAUGUGCUGAUGACCUGCUGCAUUCUUUACAAAAGAUAAAUAAAACCAUAGUGCAUUGUUACCAUAAGCUCAAAUUAUAAAAAAUGAACAUGAAAAGAGCUGCUAACACUAUUUUUAAAAUGCAUGAAGUGCUUCAAGGAAUCUGGAACAGAAUGCUUCAAAUAGUGAUGAACUGAAAUUGGGGAUCUGUUUAUCGGAUAUGCUAUGAAUAUAACACAAAGUAGAUUAUAGCGCCUUUGAGGUCACUUUCAAUCCUAUUAUUUUGUGAUGUCCAUUCAGAAUUCCAUGAUCAUAAGAAAGUAUCCAGUUAUUUACUCCCAGACUCCAACAACUGAAUGAUGAAAGCAAUCUUUGACAGAACUGUUGAUCAGUGGGGGAACUCUGCAUUUGGUGGCUUAAAGACACAUCAGACUGAUUCCAUGUUGCUGCUUAAUCAUCAUCAGGAUUAAUACAAUGUAAGAAUUUAAAAUGUGCUGCCUUAAUCAUUUAUUAAACCAUUCACGAUUCAUUAAAGCAUCAUCAUUAUCAUCAUCAUCUUUUUCAGGCUUGUGUGGAAGUUUGAAAAAAGAUGAGCAUGCAUUAAUAUCAAUAUCAGCAACUUUAAGAUGCAUGGAUUUCAGCUCCUAGAAUUUCCCAGCCAACAUCCCUUUUCUCCAUUUUGUGGGUUCACUUGGUCCCCUGUGGUGGAGGUGGCUGCUUUGUUUAUUGGUGCUUUUUUUCUCUCUCAUUAAAGGUUUUGAUAUCCUUACUUGGGUUGUUUUUCUUUUCAUGAGCUAUUUUGCAGGGAGCAUCUUAAGAAUUGGGAAAAUGGAGACGGGAAUGGAAUCCUUUUUAGUUCUCCCACUGGCAUCUUACCUUCUGCCUUUUA
This is a messenger RNA of Crotalus tigris (Tiger rattlesnake), 1807 nucleotides long. It is a transcript of the gene PTCRA, whose product is annotated as pre T cell antigen receptor alpha. Bases 232 to 978 code for a protein of 248 amino acids. NCBI's taxonomy places the organism in Eukaryota, Metazoa, Chordata, Lepidosauria, Squamata, Viperidae. The record is from RefSeq and is a predicted model, not a curated record. The transcript has 4 exons.